GACCCUGCAGCCGCCAGCUGUCCUCAAACCCCGCUCAGCUUUCCUAGAGAAGCCGUUCUCUCCUUAUUCCCGCUGUCUGGCUCGCCCCACUGACACACACCGAGCCUUUCCUCAGCUUCUGUCAUCAGUCCUAAAUUCCCUUUUCCAUGUUUGGAGAAGCUGCAGUGUCCCACCCCAGUGCUGACCCACUGGUGUCCCAGCAGGCUGUUAGGACUAACAAAGCAGCGGAUCAAAUGGAUCCUGGAGGAUUCCUGGGUCAGCUGGGAUUUUGGAAUACCCCCAGCUGCCUGGAAACUAUGAGUGGGGGGAUGGAAAUGUGUUUGUUGCCCUGAAGAGCAGGGUCCCAUCAGCUCCGGGCUGAAAGGGCAGGACACAAUAGCAGGGGGAGAACAAGAGAGCGCGGGGCUGGAGCCGAUUGAAAGGGCAAAGGGAGCGGACAGGCAGAACCGGAUUAUUCAAAGUGGAAUUAGAGCACAGCCCGGGGGGGACUGCACCGCGCUGAAAACGCUGAAAACCCCUAAAAUGUGGGCUUUUAGCAGCCGGCCGAGGGGCAGCGCAUAAAGCAGCGGUGGGGAGAGCUCCGGGGGCUCGGAGCGCUGGAUGCAGGCGCAGCUCGCUCGCAGCCCGGCUGCAGGAAUGUCCCGGUCCCACUUGUGAUUGGCUGCGGGAUGCCGGAGUCAGUUUUCACGGGGGCUGAUCAAAAAGUCCUUUUGGCUCUCCAAAGUCGCUGUCUGAGCAGAGGAAUCGGCUGGAGGAGGCCGGGCGCUCUCACAUUCCUCGGGAAAACUGCUUCAAUGGGAUGAGAAGGCUUCUCCCCGCAAGGAAACGCGGCCAGGACCGGGCGCCGCCGAGCCUUUUUCCUGCUUUUCUGCCCCGAGGCGGGUUGAGCAGCCAUCCCUCCUGGCAUGCUUCUCAUCCCUGAGGAGGCGAUGUCUCAGUACUCCACCAACUUCCUGCUGCUGCCCAUUCCGGAGUACCCCGUACUGGAUUGCGUGCCCAACAAAAUCAUCAARCUCGUGGUGCUGGGCGGCAGCAGCGUGGGCAAGACAGCCCUGGUCGUGCGCUUUCUCACCAAGAGAUUUAUUGGGGACUACGAAGCCAACACUGGUGCUCUGUACUCCAGAAAGUUCACCAUCGAUGGGGAGCAGAUCUCUCUGCAGGUGCAGGACACUCCCUUUGUSUCACUGGAGGAUGACACAGACAGCAUCUGCUGCCAGGAGCAGAUAAACCGCUCCAUCUACUGGGCCGACGGCUUUGUCUUCGUUUACUCCAUCACGGACUACGAGAGCUUCCGCGUGCUGCGCCCGCUGCACCAGCACAUCCGCAGGAUCCACCCCAACGCCAACAUCCCCCUGCUGCUCAUGGCCAACAAGGGCGACCUGCUGCGGGCCAGGCAGGUGUCCUCCAAGGAAGGGCUGCAGCUGGCCACCGAGCUGGGCGGCACCUACAGCGAGGUGUCGGCGCGGGAGAACGGCGAGGGCGUGCACGAGGCCUUCCAGCAGCUGUGCCAGGAGCUCUGCAGGAGCAUCGGCAGCGGCAACGGAGAGAAGAGGAGGGGGCUCCACCUCGUGCGGCCCAAGUCGCCCAACAUGCAGGACUUGAAGAGACGCUUGAAGCAGGCGUUGACUUCCAAAGGCAAAUCCGCCACCACGCUUUGAUGGAGCUGCUAGGAAUACGUUUUCCAGAGCCCUGGGAAAAAAGGCAGUAAUUGUAAAAAGGCACAUGGCUGAAAUUCUGCCUUUGGGCUGUGUGUGAGACUCUCAARWAGUGUGAGAGACRUCACUGAAAUUCUGUGUGAGACAUCAUCRAAAUUCAGCCAUUGGGUUGUGUGAGAGACACUCAAAUUGUGAGAGAGACAUCGCUGAAAUUCUGUGCGAGAGACACUCAAGUUGUGUGUGAGACAUCAUCGAAAUUCAGCCAUGGGGUUAUAUGUGAGACUCUCGAGUAGUGUGAGAGACAUCACUGAAAUUCUGUGUGAGACAUCAUCGAAAUUCAGCCAUGGGGUUAUAUGUGAGACUCUCGAGUAGUGUGAGAGACAUCACUGAAAUUCAGCCAUCAGGUUAUGCAAGAGACACCCAAGUUGUGUGUGGGACAUCGCUGAAAUUCAGCCUUUGGGUUGUGUGAGACUCUCAGGUGGUCUGAGAGCCUCUUUCAUUUGUUCUUUACAUCUUCCUCAAAAAGCCUCUGCUCAUUCAGUAAAGGAACUCAUGGAAUUCUCUCUCUGGGGCAGGAGUUUAGAAACUGUUAUUUAAAAAAUAGA
Messenger RNA from Malurus melanocephalus (red-backed fairy wren), 2260 nucleotides. Its product is annotated as ras-like protein family member 11A-like. The transcript has 4 exons. The record is from RefSeq and is a predicted model, not a curated record. Lineage: Eukaryota; Metazoa; Chordata; Aves; Passeriformes; Maluridae. The coding region runs from base 906 to 1658 and encodes 250 amino acids. Gene Ontology annotation, molecular function: GTPase activity; GTP binding.